ACUCAUUAACAUGUAUUUUGGACAGCCUGCAUACUAUGGGGACUUGAAUCAUGGGCAAUGCUGCAUCUUGCCUCUGUGUUUGCUACUUCAACUGCCUUGCUUCUAUGCUAGUUAUCACCCUCUUGGUUUUAUAGCUGACAUAGCCAUUGCUACAGAAAAAUGUUCAUUGGUGGACUCAAUUGGGAGACAACUGAUCAAUCGCUUAACGACUAUUUCUCGCAAUUCGGCGAAGUUCAAGAAUGUACCGUAAUGAGAGACAGCGCUACCGGCCGCUCACGAGGCUUCGGCUUUUUGACGUUCAAGGAUCCGAAGACAGUCAAUACGGUUAUGGUGAAGGAGCAUUUCCUAGAUGGCAAGAUUAUUGAUCCCAAACGUGCUAUUCCCCGAGACGAACAAGAAAAGACGGCCAAAAUCUUCGUGGGCGGAGUGAGCCAAGAAGCGAGCGAGGACGACUUCGAAGGCUUCUUCGCCCAGUUUGGUAGAGUCGUCGAUGCCACAUUGAUGAUGGACAAAGAUACCGGUAGGCCACGUGGCUUCGGCUUUGUUACGUUCGACAGCGACGCGGCGGUGGAGAAGUGCUUGAUGUAUCAACCCUUGGAGAUCUUGGGCAAGCAAAUCGAAGUCAAGCGGGCACAACCCCGCGGCAAGAUGGGCGAGGAGGACGACUUUUCUCGGCGUGGUGGAAGAGGAAAGUUUGGUCGAGAUGACCGCUUCGGCAUCGACAACAACCAAGCUGCACCUGCUGCUCCCAGUCAAGGUGGCAAUAUGAUGGCAGGAAACAACAACGGCAUGACACCACAAAUGAUGGCACAGUACUGGCAACGCAUGCAACAGUACUUUGCGAUGAUGCAGCAACAGAUGAUGGGGAACAUGAUGGGAGGUAUGGGCAACAUGGGUCAGAUGGGUAUGGGCCAGAUGACGCCGCAAAUGAUGAUGCAAAUGCAGCAGAUGCAGAAGAUGCAGGGAGGCGGUAGUCCAAAUCCGCAAAGUCCUGGUAACAUGGGCAACAUGCAAGGCAUGAAUCCUCAGAUGAUGCAACAAAUGAUGCAGAUGCAGCAGCAAGGUGGAAUGAACCCAAUGAUGGGAGGAGGCAAUCGUCCACCUAUGGGACCGGCAGCGAUGGGAGGAAGCGGCGGCGGCACUCGACCUGGCUUCUCUCCACAAGAUCAACUCGCCUUCGAGCAACAGAAGUACGAACAGCAAGCUCGUCGACAGGGCAAUUUUCCCCAGGGGCCAAAGGGACAACAAGGCUUCCAGAACCAAGGUGGUCCACAGUCCUGGGAGGGUAUGUACGACGAUGUCCCACAGCCUGAUGGCGGACGAGGAUCUGCUGGGCCGGUCCGACAACACACACCAAAACCCCCCAAGGGUCCCAGCGGUGGUACACCCCAACCGAGUGCAGCUCCUGCAAACGCGCCCACUGGUCCCAAGAACGCGGGCAGGGGAGGUGGGAACUUCAACUUUCGCGGCAGAGGUGGUGGUCGAUUUCAUCCGUAUGGGAGGUGAUGUUACCUCACCACAUCUAUUGUCUUCAUGCCUUCGUCCGUGGUCGACACUGUGGCAGUGCUGGCCC
Messenger RNA from Exophiala viscosa, 1573 nucleotides. RefSeq lists its product as uncharacterized. Gene Ontology annotation, molecular function: mRNA binding. The record is from RefSeq and is a predicted model, not a curated record. Bases 160 to 1506 code for a protein of 448 amino acids. The transcript has 3 exons. Gene Ontology annotation, cellular component: nucleus. Lineage: Eukaryota; Fungi; Ascomycota; Eurotiomycetes; Chaetothyriales; Herpotrichiellaceae.